Austrofundulus limnaeus is the source of this 1864-nucleotide messenger RNA. RefSeq names its product neurofibromin. The record is from RefSeq and is a predicted model, not a curated record. Lineage: Eukaryota; Metazoa; Chordata; Actinopteri; Cyprinodontiformes; Rivulidae. Gene Ontology annotation, biological process: regulation of GTPase activity.
GGUCUGGAGAGCUGUCUGAAGGGACCGGACAAUUACAACAGCCAGGUUUUAAUUGAAGCCACCGUCAUCGCUCUGACCAAGCUGCAGCCUCUUCUCAGCAAGGACUCACCGAUGCACAAAGCUCUGUUCUGGGUGGCAGUAGCUGUGCUGCAGCUGGAUGAGGUCAACCUGUACUCUGCUGGGACGGCCCUCCUGGAGCAGAACCUCCACACUCUGGACACCAUGCGUGUCUUCAACGACAAGAGUCCAGAGGAAGUGUUCAUGGAAAUCAGGCGUCCUCUGGAGUGGCACUGCAAGCAGAUGGAUCAUUUUGUGGGCCUCAACUUUAGCGCUAACUUUAACUUUGCUCUGGUGGGCCACCUGCUGAAAGGUUACAGACACCCAUCACCUACCACUGUAGCCAGGACUGUGCGAAUCCUGCACACGCUGCUGACCCUGACCAGCAAACAUCUCAAAUGUGACAAAUUUGAGGUGAACACUCAGAGUGUGGCUUAUCUGGCUGCUUUGCUCACCGUAUCAGAGGAGGUCAGAAGUCGCUGCAGCCUCAAGCACAGGAAGUCCCUCCUUAUUUCUGAUGUCUCCAUGGACCCUGUGCCAAUGGACACGUACAUGAGUCACCUCAGUGACACUGGUUGCAGAACUCUACAAACACCUCAGCCAUGGACAUCCCCUCAGAUUUCAGACCGCUACCUUUCCACCCAUCCUUACCCCACCAUGGGUCAGAUCAGCCCCCGAACACGCAAAUCCAUGAGCCUGGACAUGGGCCAGCCCUCACAGGCCAACACGAAGAAGCUCCUGGGCACCAGGAAGAGUUUUGAUCAUCUCAUAUCAGACUCCAAAGCACCAAAGAGACCAGAGAUGGAGUCUGGGAUGACCACUCCUCCCAAGAUGAGGCGUGUAGCAGAGAACGACUAUGAAAUAGAGCCACAAAGAAUUGGAAACUCUCACCUUCGUAAGGUGUCUGUAUCAGAGUCCAAUGUUUUGCUCGAUGAAGAAGUUCUGACCGAUCCAAAAAUCCAGGCUCUGCUGCUUACUGUGCUGGCCACCCAAGUCAAAUACACCACAGAUGACUUCGACCAGCGGAUUCUGUACGAGUACCUGGCUGAGGCUAGUGUCGUCUUUCCAAAGGUGUUUCCUGUUGUCAAACACAGAUCCCAGACUACGCUGAGCUCAUCGUCAAGUUUCUGGAGGCGUUGAUUGACAGUUACUUACCGACAGCCGAUGAGGAGCGAGGGGAGGAGCAACUACGGACCCCCACCUCACCAUACCCCCCCACCAGCCAGAGCCAGCUGAGCAUCACUGCCAACCUAAACCUGUCCAACUCCAUGACCUCACUGGCCACCUCACAGCACUCACCAGGCGUGGACAAAGAGAAUGUGCAGCUGUCCCCCAGCUCAGCUCUGUCCAGCGGGGUGCGCACUCGUCAUGGCUCAGCCAGUCAGGUGCAGAAGCAGCGCAGCGCCGGCAGCUUUAAGAGACCCAGCAUCAAGAAGAUAGUCUGAUCCAGUUUCCAGCCCCUGAGGUGUUCUGGCUGCGCUGCUUUCACUCUGUCCUCCUCCUCCUUCAGUGUCAGUGCUUUAGAAGAAAUCUGGACUUGUCUUUGAGGAACCGGAGGAACAUGGAGGGGAACCGGACACGUCUGCUCCUCACUGGGUUCCACAAGACAUUGUUGUUCUCUGAAAAGGUGGCUCAUGAGAAAUCCAAGCUUCAGACCGCAGCAGAACAGACUGAUACUUGAAGCUGAAGUCUGGUUGGUUGCAUGUUUUUAGGUUCUGUGACACAGACCAGAACCACUCUGGACCUCCCUCCUUCAGUCCUGUACAUAUUUGAUAUAGACAGAUGUAAAAUACUUUGUGUUCCUGUA